Messenger RNA from Babesia bigemina, 1257 nucleotides. Its product is annotated as membrane protein, putative. The transcript has a single exon. The record is from RefSeq and is a predicted model, not a curated record. Bases 1 to 1257 code for a protein of 418 amino acids. NCBI's taxonomy places the organism in Eukaryota, Apicomplexa, Aconoidasida, Piroplasmida, Babesiidae.
AUGUAUAGGCCCUCCGUACGGGCAAGUGCCCGGUGCCUCCUGAUCGCGCUCUUUCUUGUAAUCUUCGCGUGGCAGGCUCCCGUCUCCGCGGUGUCUAAUCGGCGCCAUGGAAUCUCGACAGCGUCGCCUUCUUAUCGCAUUUCGCCCCGCCAGGCGUCUGCAGCGCGCCCUAUGGCGAUGAUAAAGGCCGAAACGCCUCUCGUGAAGCCGGUAUCCGUGGUGGUUCACACGUUUUGGGGUAAGGAGUCGUGCUUCAACACGCAGCUGCGCCUGGACUGCGCUGUUACCGACACGGGUCACUCAAUAAAGCGCGCGGUAUCGGCGCUGACCGGCAUACCGGUAUGCCUGCAGCGUCUAUUUGUGAGUGAGAGCGUGUGGAACCUGGGAACUCGCACCAAGUUCGCCGACAACGACCAGAUAUCGGACUUCCCCGCGCUGCUCAGGCUGCGGCACGACACCAAGCAGCCUGAACUGCACGUAUUGCUGGAGAUCCCAGUUCCGUACAGCCACAAUUUGCGAUCUGACGCGGGCAGCAUCGCGGAGUACGCCGCGGCGCUUAAGCGUUACAGUUCGCUCCUGAGUCGUGUGAAGGCAGCACGCAAGGACCCCAAACUCCUGCUGGACCCGGAGUUGCCACGCGAAGAUCAGGCGCCGGAUACCGAUGCUCGCACCGAAACAUACCCGUCGACUGGUAGAGUUGGUGCUGUGGACGAGGCUACGGUCGGUCGAGUCGUUGAAAGGAACGGAUGCGCCUUGUCACCAGAGGGUGCUGAGCGAGCCAGCAGCAGAGCUGCCGAUGGCCUCAAAGGUUCAUUCGUGACACCUAUCGGCAACGACACCGUUGCACGUGCCGCUGCGGUCUGCCCGGCAACAAACACAAAACGGCCGACUGCGACCGGAUCAGGAGAGGCCGGCACCUUCGUGUCGCCCAACCGCAGAAUGCACCUGCUGUUUUUCCACGACUAUCCCACGCCGCCCGGCGGCGUCGGAGGCCGGCUGCGGCAGUGGUUCCACCAGCAACUGCCGAUCGACUGGGUGACGAACGCGAAGUUCGCCUUGCUGUGCUACCUCACCAGGGCCAGCUGCAACAACGAGCCGUGGGUCAAAAAGGCGCUCCUGUACGCGCCGCCGGUGGGUCUGCUGUGCCAGACGCGGCUAGGGCGGCUGCUGUGCCGCAGCGCCUUCCACAUGCUGCCCAUGGAGAAGCUCCCCAAAGGUUGGUUCGAUUACGUGGCAAUAACAUUAUUCCAGUUGUGA